Racocetra fulgida is the source of this 1598-nucleotide messenger RNA. Lineage: Eukaryota; Fungi; Glomeromycota; Glomeromycetes; Diversisporales; Gigasporaceae. The record is from the annotation of a GenBank genome assembly.
UUGCUUUAAAAAGGAUUACUGAACUAGACCUUCCAUCACAAUCUAAUCCUCAAAUUCUCUUAUACUUGCAAAAUCCGCUGGGAAAUGACUGGUUGAGACAUGCUCAUUGUCAAUCAGGGCGUAUUGAAAAUGAACCUAAUUUUAGUUUUAUCCUAGAUUAUUGUUUUGGGGAAUUACAGAAAAUCAAGUUUGUUGCGGUAAACAGUGAUAAAUCUCUGAAAUUAGAACCUCAAGAUUCGGCUUGGAAUGAACAAGAUCCCAUAGGAGAGUUUGUCACUGACAUCGGGUCUAUUUUAGGAAAAUCGAAGGGGAUCCUUAAAGGGAACCUUGUUUUAACGGAACGUCCUGAGAAAGAUCCAUACCAGAUUAUCAUCGUCGGUCGUGAACUUCCACCAAAAAAUGGUAAAACACUUAAUUUGAAAAUUCAAUGUCGCAAUCUUCAACUACCGAAACUCGCUGUUGGAGCUGAUGUAUUUUAUAAGUUAAGUAGCAAAAUUCAAACAAAUCCUGACACUCCUAGUGAAAUGAAAGUUCUUUAUGAAAGCGAAAGAUGUUAUUCUAAAAAUCCUAAUUGGUCUGUAACAAAAUUAUCCGAAGGUGAUUUACAGAAUGGGGGAUCUAAUGAAGAAAUCAGUUUCACUUGUUGGCAACAUAAACGUGGUAAUCAUAAGUGCAUUGGAGAGUGUAUAAUUAAAAUAGAUAACCUUUUGUCAUCAGAAAAUGUUGGUUCUCAACAAAUUUCACUCUCACCUAAAGGUGAACUGUUAUUACAAUGUGCUUUUGAAAAUACUUUCCUUGACUAUAUUGCAGGUGGUCUUGAAAUAAAACUAAAUAUAGCAAUAGAUUUCACAUCAUCAAACAGACAAUAUGUACACGGAAUUGAUUUGCAUAACAUUUCUUUGGACGAAACUAGUUAUCAACAUAUGAUUCGUUUAGUAGGAAGUGUUAUGGAGAGUUAUGAUACUAAUGGUCAAAUUCCAAUUUAUGGAUUCGGGGGUAAAUUUUAUGGUUCAGGGGAUGUCUCUCAUAACUUUCCUUUAAAUCAAGAUGAUCAACAACCUGAAGUUAUGGGGAUUUCUGGUGUACUCGAAAUUUAUAGAGAUACGUUAUCAAACGUAACUUUAUCUAGUCCUGCCAAUUUUACACCUGCAAUCAUGUCUGUUGUUAACAGACUGCAGCGACUUGUUGACAACAAUGUGAACGUGUAUGAAGUUUUGCUUAUAAUUACAUACGGACUAAUAGAUGACAUGGAAUCAACCAUAAAGGCAGUUAUGAAUGCUAGUGUCUUACCUCUCUCAAUUGUUAUUAUUGGAUUAGGUAAUGCGGAUUUUACAAAUUUGAAUACAUUAGCGAAUGAUUUUAUGAGUUUUAAUUGGGAUGAUUUAAAGCCACGAAACAUAGUAAAUUUUGUUACUAUGAAAAAUUUUGAAAGUCAGGACCAAAUAGAUAGAAAUUUACCUAAAGCGGUUUUAAAUAAGAUUCCAAGUCAAAUUAUGGAUUAUAUGUUACGAAGAGGAAUUACACCACGGAAACAAAUAAGAUCAGAAACAUUGGAUAAUCUUUUUGCAGAAAAUAGACCACCUCCUGACUCUUUAUAA